Messenger RNA from Cladocopium goreaui, 1041 nucleotides. The record is from the annotation of a GenBank genome assembly. Lineage: Eukaryota; Dinophyceae; Suessiales; Symbiodiniaceae.
AUGGCUACAUCACAAGACUACGAAAUCAAGAAACUCAUGAAACCAGAUAAGACUGUGGAGGAGGCGCUUGAGCGAUGCCUACAGAGAAAACGUGGUGGUGGAAAUCAAGCAGCGGGUGCACCUGCGGCUGGUGCCGGUGCACCUGGUGGUGUGCCACCUGCUGGUGGUGUGGUGGCAAACCCUGGUAUGCCAGGCAUGCCAGGGAUGCAAUCCAUGCCGGGGAUGCAAAUGCAGCAAAUGCCAGGCAUGACAAUGCAACAGCCAAUGAUGGGGAUGCAGCAGCCUAUGAUGGGCAUGCAACAACCGAUGAUGGGCAUGCAACAGCCCAUGAUGGGAAUGCAACAGCCUAUGAUGGGUAUGCAACAGCCCAUGAUGGGAAUGCAACAGCCUAUGAUGGGUAUGCAACAGCCAGCUGGAGCAAUGUUUGGGCAACAGCCGAUGCCGGGAAUGGACCUUCGAGGUACCGCCUCUGGGUUUCCACCUGCACAAGCAGGGGCUUCAGGUGCGUUGCCCACAGAGUUUCACAAGCUCACCGAAAAGGAGAUGCGGCAGCGCCUGGAAGAAAGUGUAGCAAAGCUGUCAGAUGAACAGUUAGAUGAAGAGCUUAGGGGCGCAGGAAUCAACUUGCCUCCAACAGCCACCAGAGCUGAGAAGGUUCAACAGUACCUUCAAGUUGAUAUGCCUGCAGCGCCUGUGGUGGCAGAGAAAAAGAAACAGCCAGUGAUGGCUAGAUUUGGCGAUGGGAUGGGGGACAACACCCGUGGAGAUCGCCUCAUGGAAAAGCGGAAAAAAUGGGUGGAGGAAUGGAGCACCUGGGACGAGGACAGACUCCUUCAUCGGCUGCUCAAGCUGGGUAUCGAUGCUUCAGGGAAUCCGAAAUCGCGACUGAUCGAUAUCCUCCUCGAAGCCGAGACGGAGAGAUUCAACAGGCAAAGAUGCACCCCGAAGCGGCUUCAAUUUCUUGGUUUGGCUUGUGUGGGUGCAACAGUCCUCGGCAGCUUUGUGGUAACGGGAGUCAUUUUUGCCAUUGGCGGCAUUUGA